Rangifer tarandus platyrhynchus (Svalbard reindeer) is the source of this 303-nucleotide messenger RNA. The record is from the annotation of a GenBank genome assembly. Lineage: Eukaryota; Metazoa; Chordata; Mammalia; Artiodactyla; Cervidae.
AUGAACGGCGGCCCGUGGAGAGGUCUUGGGAGGACACUGCCCUCCGUCCAGCCUGGCCCUGCCUCUGCCAUCUCGCCUCCCUCAGGAGAGUUUCCUCAAAGCCUUUCUGAAGAGUCAGGCCCACGUUUCUCUGACCGCCUAUGGGAUGAGCGGGAUUGUCAAAGCCCCUUUCUGAGAGCAACAGCUCCUUCUCCAUGCCCUUGGUCUCCAGAUCCGGAAGAGGGGAACCCGAAGGGAGGGGCGGAGAGGGAGGCAGAGACCCUUCAGUCUGAUCAGACGCUUCAGCUGGGGGGCGGGGCGUGA